Molecule: messenger RNA, 1415 nt
Organism: Vigna umbellata (rice bean)
Lineage: Eukaryota; Viridiplantae; Streptophyta; Magnoliopsida; Fabales; Fabaceae
Product: transcription factor MYB83-like
Source: RefSeq, a predicted model, not a curated record
UCACAUGUUUCCCCACCCUAUGAAGCCUUUUAUCUGUCCUCAUGAAAUCAUUCACCUAUAUGGCCUCUAUCAUAUCACACUCAAAAGAACAAGAAAACACACACACAUUGCAUAUAAGACUUUGAUCAUUCCACAAGUAUUGUUGAGUGAGCAUAGGCAAUUAGGAAACCUGAUCUGAUGGCCAACAAGGACAGAAUGAAGGACAUUAUUAAGUUGAGAAAAGGGUGUGGUUCACCUGAUGAAGAAAAGCUGAUAAGGUACAUGCUCACAAACGGACAAGGGUGUUGGAGUGACAUUGCAAGGAACGCAGGUCUCCAACGAUGUGGCAAAAGUUGUCGUCUUCGUUGGAUUAAUUACUUGAGACCUGACCUCAAACGUGGUGCAUUCUCAUCCCAGGAACAACUCCUCAUCUUUCAUUUGCAUUCCAUUUUUGGUAACAGGUGGUCUCAGAUUGCAGCACGUCUCCUGGUCGAAGACAAUGAAAUAAAGAAUUUCUGGAACUCUACAUUGAAGAAAAGGAUGAAAACUAACACUUCAGUGAACAACAGCACUGACUCAUCAGAGUCUAAAGAUGUUCUGAGUGGGAUCAUGCCCUUUAAUGACCAUGACAUCAUGAACAUGAGCAUGAGCAUGGAUUCCUCUUCAUCCAUAUCAUCCAUGCAAGCAAUGGUUUUGGCUGACCAAUUUGACCCUUUUUCCUUGUUGGUAAACAAUCACUGUGAUAUGACUAAUGUUUCAGAAAUUUUUACCUGCAUGGAAGAUGGACACCAAGUGAAUCAUGGGACAUUGGAAGCAAAUAACAAAAUGGGGUUAGGAAGAGACUUCUCCCUUCCUUCGUUAGAAAGUAGAAGCAUUGAAAGUGACAUUGUUCCAAUUGAUGUGAAAAGCCAUAACAACCACUUCAAUUAUGGUUCCUUCAAUAACACUGAUAACAUUCAAGGCUCCAAAGCUAGAGGACUUAAUGGGGUUGCAAAUCAUGGCCAAGGGGAAACUUAUUUGGAGAACUUGAUCAAGACAUAACCUCUUUUCCUUUCCUUGAUUUUUAAGUUGAUUAAGUUUCCUCUUUUUUUUUUUUUCAUUCCAUCACUUCUUCGCUACGAACACGAACACAGACACAAAUANACGAACACAGACACAGACACGAACACAGACACAGACACAAAUACAGAGAUACGACUAAAUUGUAAAAAUUGUAAAAGUAUUGGAGAAUGCAUUGUAGCUAUACACAGAAGACAACGAAAAGCUCAUCUUAGGAAACUUUAGGCAUCCAUAAUUUUUCCCUGUUGAAUCAUUUCAUAUACUUUUGUCUCUUGCAUUUUGUUUAUUCCAAAUGUUAAUUUCUGUUUAUCCAUUUGCAAAUAAUACACAGUCCAAAUAUGAAUCCAAGGUUCUUAGACAUAGUUGUGUAAUGAAAA